Messenger RNA from Macrobrachium nipponense, 2985 nucleotides. RefSeq lists its product as uncharacterized. Lineage: Eukaryota; Metazoa; Arthropoda; Malacostraca; Decapoda; Palaemonidae. The record is from RefSeq and is a predicted model, not a curated record. Bases 1 to 2985 code for a protein of 994 amino acids. The transcript has 2 exons.
AUGAGGCAAAGGACUAACCCAGAAAAGGAGGGAAAGAAAGACAGACCCAAAGACAGGAAGAAAUGGAAGAAUAUCGCGCAGAGAGAGAGUGACGUGGACAUCCUCAAUAACCUGAACAAGACGCAGGCAAAGAAAAGAUUCAACAAGAAGCCGAAGAAGGAUAAAGACGCCACUGGGACAGAGGCUUCUGGGAUACAACUCCUGUACAUACACCACAGAGAUGGAGAGUCCCCAGAAAUGCUCAGAAAGCUGGCUAGUGACAACUUUGGCAGUAACAGGAAACCUCGUAGGGUGAACUACUCUUCUUUCAGGUCGCUUAGCGAUGAGUCUAAUAACUAUUCUAGCCCAAGCCCUGAGUCUACUCCAACCGGUCUGUAUGGUUCUAGAAAACGACAGCAGAAAUAUGUAAUUCAUGGAGACUCAAGUGACUCUUCCGUAGGUUCUGUUGAUGAGCAUCCGACGAAACUCAAACACAGAGCCUCCACCUGUUCUCUCUUUUCUUCUGGUGUUAAUUCUAAGAAAACAGUUCGAAAAAGCUCUUCUUUCUUAGGCCCUAGAGUGAAUGACUGGCCGAUGGGGAAGGAAAACAGAACGACUGCAAAUAGAACAAGUCGAUCGACAGACCUCCGAGAACUGCAAAAAGAUCUGAAAAAAAAUGCCCGGGAAAAUCUUCCAGAUGCCAACGAAGUGGCAAAUGGAAAGUAUCCACCAAGAAUAAUUUACAGAAAUGACGAAAGGAAUAGCCAAAAUAAGACAAACUCAGUGGAUAGAUGUAAGAGCAUAAAAAAUAAAGAUGAGAAACCAGUUUCCAACUGGAAUAUCAAAGGUUCUGAGGGAGAUCUACGGCCUUUUGCUAGCUCUGGGGCUUCGACUGCAUCCAGUUCUUGUAGCGGGAGCUUUCUCUUUGAGUCUCUGUCCAAUACCCCUUCUAGUUCCCCAUGCCACAGCUCAGGAGACCAAGACCCUUUGAGUGUCUUAACAGUACAUAAUCCGAUCUUCCAAGAUGACACAGAUCUAAAAACUGGACUCAUUAUAAAAACCACCCACUUUAUGAUGAAUUCUGAAAAAGAAGUGCAUGAAACACAAGCAGAAGUACACAGAUCAGAACCAGAAUAUGACAGAGAGACCCUCUUUGCUCUGACUGAGAUUGAAAAUGCAUGCAGAGAUCAUAGGCUGAGGAGUAAGACUUUCAUCUUUAAUGAUAACAAUUAUACAAUCCAAGAAGAGGAUCAGAAGGAUGAACACAGUGGUGUAGAGGAGUGUUGUGAUAUUAAUCCUACUUUUGAGUCUCCUGUGAAACAGGGUGUUGCUCAGUCUCCAUGUCUCUCCACUUUCCCUAAGCCACCACCACCUCCUCCUCCACCUCCUCCACCAUCAGUUCCUGCUCCUAAAUUGCCCCCUAAUCUUACUUCCUCUCCUCCUAAAUCAUCUUUCUAUGAAAGGCCAAAUCUCCAGAGACAAAAAUCUACAGACACAUCUGAUGGAUGUGAUUUGCAGAACCCUACACCUAAAGCUGGUGACAGAGUUGGUGAGAUAAAGUUGAGAAAAAUGAGCAUCACAUCAGAAUCAUCAUCAAAGGAAGCCCGCUCAAAUGGACUUUUAAAUACAGGAACGAUGAGUCGUCCAGAGAGAAAAAGCAAUAAGUCUCCUCCAGAACCUAAGAUUAAACUCUACAUGAAAGGAAAUGGCACUGUCACUAAUUCUACAGACACUCAGAAUAAGAACUUUGAAAUUGUUAUUUUAGAUGAGCAAGAAAAAGACAAGUUCAGCGUGCAGAAUUGGAUAUUAAAACAAAACGCCAUCGAAGGUGGAUCGCAGCCAGCCUCAUCUGAUGUCCCUUCAAAGAAAACUAAAAAGGAAAGGAGCUUUGGAUCUGGGACACUGACCAGAGUUAAGAGUUCCCUAGAGAAUUUACUUCAGAAUCAGAAUUCCAGAGGAAAAGAUGCUGCUCAGUUGGAUCCACCUUCCACGAAAGCACAGAAAACAAAGACCAAUACUCUCAAGAAGGAAAAAAAAGGGAAGAAUAGCCUGAUUGAUGAUGCGAGUAAAACUUACAGAAUUCGUGGGAGAGACAUAAGUAAGCCGGUGUCGUUAGUUAAGAUAACUCCCCCUGAACCCUUAAAUGAACCUAAAACUAAUUAUGAUACCAUGAGUGAUACCUCUGAGAUUACUGGACCCCCUUGGGAACAGGGAGAUGUCAAGAGGGGUGACUUGCAAGGAAAAGCAAGAAGGAAUCAUGGUGAUAUUUCUGGUGGUCCCAUGUACAGCAAGUGCCCUACAUCAGGGGUGUUAAAUUGUGAUAAAUGUGAAAACAAAACUAAAAAGACAAACUUCAGUGAGAAUACAGUAUAUAUGUUGGAUUCUAGCAAAAUUGCUAGAAAAGAGUGUAUGUUUCUAGGUGAGUCGCAUAAAGAAUCUCACUACAUCAUUGAAACUCCCGCACAACUUCCAAAAUUGCCCAUCAGACACAUCAGCUUGAGGGAUGUUGUUGUCCCAUUCUCAGAAAAGGUGCAGGGUAAUGGCAGUGAUUAUUCUGCCAAGAACAAAGAAACCUCUAACCAUGGAAAUGCCAAACCUCCAAAGGGCAUUUUAAAGAAGGCAAAUACUGAAAGCUCUCAUGCCCCUCCACUUCCCAGGAAGAAGAGACGGCCUCAGGGUAAUGUCGUUACUUACUGCUUGCCCUCAUCUCCUUCAAUGAGGACCUCCAGAUCUGGAGAGGAGAAAACUAAAGUUGAGGGGAAAGGGGAAGUUGACCAAAAGAACAGGAGUAGAGAGUAUUCUUUUGGAGAACUGGAUCACCACCUUCUGGGGUCUGUGCGACCUCUGGGGUCAGUACGACCUCCACCACCUCCAUUACCUCCGCGCAAGUCCAUCAAGAAAAGUUCGCUCUCCCUCUCCCUGUAUCUCUACCUCUUCCUCUACCAUUAUCGCUCCCUCUGCCUCGAUCGUUGGCCCACUACCUCGUCGAGACCAUUCAGUUUUUAA